CCAGGCCGGUUGUGUUCUUCCCUGCCGCAGCCAUGAAGUGGAUGUUCAAGGAGGACAACUCACUGGAACACAGAUGCGUGGAGUUGGCCAAGAUCCGAGCCAAGUACCCCGACUGGGUUCUGUUGAUUGUGGAGAAGGUGUCAGGCUCUCAGAUUGUGGACAUGGACAAAUGGAAGUAUCUGAUCCCAUUUGACAUCACUGUGGCUCAGUUCAUGUGGAUCAUCAGGAAAAGGAUCCAGCUUCCAUCGGAAAAAGCCAUCUUCCUGUUUGUGGAUAAGACGGUCCCACAGUCCAGCCUAAUGAUGGGACAGUUCUAUGAGAAGGAGAAACACAAGGACGGAUUCUUGUACGUAGCCUACAGCAGGGAGAACACCUUCGGCUUCUGAGGGCCGUGCUGGGCCACG
Messenger RNA from Sorex fumeus (smoky shrew), 404 nucleotides. Its product is annotated as gamma-aminobutyric acid receptor-associated protein-like 2. NCBI's taxonomy places the organism in Eukaryota, Metazoa, Chordata, Mammalia, Eulipotyphla, Soricidae. Bases 33 to 386 code for a protein of 117 amino acids. The transcript has a single exon. Gene Ontology annotation, molecular function: ubiquitin protein ligase binding. Gene Ontology annotation, biological process: cellular response to nitrogen starvation; autophagosome assembly; macroautophagy. Gene Ontology annotation, cellular component: autophagosome; cytosol; autophagosome membrane. The record is from RefSeq and is a predicted model, not a curated record.